Molecule: messenger RNA, 1269 nt
Organism: Varanus komodoensis (Komodo dragon)
Lineage: Eukaryota; Metazoa; Chordata; Lepidosauria; Squamata; Varanidae
Gene: ISCU
Product: iron-sulfur cluster assembly enzyme
Exons: 6
Coding region: 1-612 (203 amino acids)
Biological process (GO): iron-sulfur cluster assembly; intracellular iron ion homeostasis
Cellular component (GO): cytoplasm; mitochondrial matrix
Molecular function (GO): ferrous iron binding; 2 iron, 2 sulfur cluster binding
Source: RefSeq, a predicted model, not a curated record
AUGUCGCCCACCCACGAGGUCGCCGAGAAGCACGACUGGCGAGGAAGCAGUGGCGGGAAGGCGUCGUCCUUUGACCCUCUCAGACUGGCAGAAGGCUCCGGCAGCCCCGAGGGCCGGCGUGAGGGCUUCAAGGAAGGAUGCCUUCCCGGAGAGGAUGACGCGCUGCUGGAGCUGGAGCUGAAGCCGGUUGGAGAACGUACUGAACCGGGCGUUGUAGAUCACUACGAAAACCCUCGGAACGUGGGCUCCCUGGAUAAGAGCGCGAAGAAUGUCGGGACGGGCCUUGUGGGAGCCCCAGCCUGUGGGGACGUUAUGAAGCUGCAGGUUGAAGUGGACGAAAACGGGAAAAUCAUCGAUGCCAGGUUUAAGACGUUUGGCUGCGGGUCAGCAAUCGCUUCAAGUUCCUUGGCUACUGAAUGGGUGAAGGGGAAGACGGUUGACGAAGCCUUAAAGAUCAGAAACACAGAUAUCGCUAAAGAGCUCUGUCUUCCUCCAGUAAAAUUGCACUGCUCCAUGCUGGCAGAAGAUGCGAUCAAGGCUGCCUUAGCCGAUUACAAGUUGAAACAGGGACCGAAGAGUUCCGAGGCAGAGAAAAAUAGCCCCAGCGCUUAGAAUCCUGGCCUCAAAAGCUGGAAGCCUGCCCGGGUUCUCUUCAUUCCAGUUGCAACGCAGUGCAAUUUCAGUAGAGAGCACGUCACCUUUUUGGAAACACGCACAUCAAUUCUGCACAACAUCAGACUCUCCCACCAUGAAGAGGGCAGGCUUGGCUUCCUGUGACAUCACCUCGAGCUCUUUGCCCCUACCUUUCCUCUCCCUUGUUUCCAUGUGUGUGAAAUGAGAACGUCACCUUGUGAUUUCCGUGUGAGAAUUUCUCUGUAGCCGAUAGCAAGCAAACCAUUUCACGCUUCCGUGUGUAGUGAGGGGCGGGGUUGCCCCGGGGCAGCUGAGGGGGUUGUGAGCAACAGCCCCAUCAUCCUUUCGGGUGAGAUUUUCCCCGUUGAGGCAGCGCUGUGUCCCGUGGGAAAUGCAGCAGCGACGAAACGACGGAGUGGCCUUUUCGGGGCGAAGAAGAGCAAGCGGCACGGGAGGGGUCUGCACGGAGCAUCCUCCUAGCCUGGAGUGGUCUCCCACAGCGGACCGAGACAAACCGUGCGCUCCUCUUUCUGAGGGUGGGUUUUAAGAAGGAAUGCCUUGCCUUGACCAAGCUGUUAUAUGCACAAGUGUCAGAUUAUUUUAUGUAUCCCACGCUCUAUAAAUAGAAAGAUGGCA